Messenger RNA from Haliotis rubra (blacklip abalone), 759 nucleotides. RefSeq lists its product as uncharacterized. NCBI's taxonomy places the organism in Eukaryota, Metazoa, Mollusca, Gastropoda, Lepetellida, Haliotidae. The coding region runs from base 69 to 593 and encodes 174 amino acids. The record is from RefSeq and is a predicted model, not a curated record. The transcript has 4 exons.
AACGGGGACACACAUAUAACACAGGCUGGAGAGGGGGACACAGUUGACAACGAGUAAAGCAAGGUAGGAUGACACAGUGUAACACUGGUAUAGCCGUGGGGGUCAUCGCCUCCAUACUGGUAGCGGCAGGUCUUGGAGCGUCUCUGUACGUCACUACGACGGGCACCGACAGCAAUGGGAAUACGACGACCACGACGACAACUACCGAGUCGACAACAACAGGGAACGCCUAUCAGACGCCCUGCGGUGUCUGUGGUCCUAAGAUUGACGUGGCGCUGAGUGUAGUGAAUACCCUGGUUGAACCAUACUUCAAUCAUUCCGUUGAACUGUACGGGAUGAGACAACAAGAGCUCAUCGUCUUCUUGGCGGAAGCAGCCAAAACAAGACAAGAGUUCAGAUGUGCCGGGAACUAUGGGAAGUGGGGCUUUUUCGUAGACACCAUCAAUGGACUGAAGGCUGACUACAAUUUGAAUAAAACAUGGUGGAAGAUUACAGAUCAGGACAUGGUGUCCCUCUCCCUAGGUGUGAGUUCCUAUAUUCCUCAACACCAGGAGACUCUCAUCUUUACCUUUGUGCAGAGCGACGGCCACUAAAUCAAGGCGGACUCAGACAGUUAUAUUUUCAUUGGAUCUGCGAAUCUCUACAUGGUUGUGUCAUGGUAAUGGUCCCAAGGGAAACAAUUUUACACAUUUUGUCCAUGUUUACACCGUUUUUGUACUGUAUACAAUAUAUUUUUAAGUGAUUAAAAUGUCCCUUCCA